Messenger RNA from Mesocricetus auratus (golden hamster), 4105 nucleotides. Its product is annotated as zinc finger protein 778. The coding region runs from base 638 to 2263 and encodes 541 amino acids. Gene Ontology annotation, cellular component: nucleus. Lineage: Eukaryota; Metazoa; Chordata; Mammalia; Rodentia; Cricetidae. Gene Ontology annotation, biological process: regulation of transcription by RNA polymerase II. Gene Ontology annotation, molecular function: DNA-binding transcription activator activity, RNA polymerase II-specific; RNA polymerase II cis-regulatory region sequence-specific DNA binding. The transcript is spliced from 7 exons. The record is from RefSeq and is a predicted model, not a curated record.
UUUUUUUCCCCAGCGAUGGCUGAGCUCUGUAGUUCGCAGUACCGUUCUUUGCCUCUGGUCCAUCUCUACUCCUAGGGAGUUGCGGAGGUGGGGGCGACGGCGGCCGUGGAGGGCCAGUUUAAGGCGUGGCCGUGUCCGCAGUCUGCGCGGAGGGGCUGGUGGCCCGCGACGGGCGGGUCUCACGUGCAUGUCGCCUCCCUCCGCAGCUCCAAGCGCUCUCCCGGCCUCCUCGGGACUUGCGGUCCGCUCGGCCCUGCUCCGCAGAAAACUCCCAAGCCGCCUUCCAGAUUAGCCAGUCUUCCAGAAGGACGGAACGCCGCCGCUCGGCAUCGCCCUGCAGCCGCCGCCGCCUCCUCCGCAGGACCCGGCGACACUGUGGAGCCCGAAAUGAGAAGGAGAUUCUUCAGCUUUUGAGAUAGGGUCUUGCUGUGUCGCUCCAGUUGGCUUGGAACUUGUGGUCCUUCAGCCUCAACCUCCCAGGUGUGUGGAGCUGCCACACCCAGCUCUGUCUGCUUCGGUCAUAAAAGCCUCCACUCCAUAUGCCAGACAACUAAUUGAAGGGAUUCUGCCAGCCAAGAAGGAACUCUUUGUAAGAGACUCAGACUCCGUUACUGAAGAAAAGAUAAAGGUAGAAAAGAUGGUGGCUGAUUGCCUGACAAAUUGUUACCAGGUCUCGGUAACUUUUGAUGAUGUGGCUGUGGACUUCACCCAAGAAGAAUGGAUUUUAUUGGAUCAAGCUCACAGAGACCUCUACAGAGAAGUAAUGCUGGAAAACUACCAGAACCUGGCCUCAGCAGGGUGUGAGGUCAUCAAACCUAGCCUGAUCUCCUGGUUGGAAGAAGAGGAUUUGCACAGAGAAGAUCUCCAAGAAUGGGAAAUGCCACUCGGCACCAAAGAGUCAACAUUGUGUCAGGAAUUUUUGAGGAGACAGACUUCCAGUGGAAUACAAACAGUCAGAAGCCAUAGUGCACAAGAACUCUGUUACUAUGUACAAUGUGGAGAAAUCUUCAGUGAACAUUCAUAUUUCAAGACACAUGUGAAAACUCACAGUACUUGCAACACCGGACAUUUUACUCACUCAAGUCAUGAUGCCUCUGUUCAAGAGCACACCAUAAAAACGUAUCCAUGUAAGAUUUGUGGAAAAGCCUUUGGACGUUCUUCAAAUCUUAACAGACACUUACGAAGUCACACUGGAGAAAAACCCUAUGAAUGUAAGGAAUGUGGGAAAGCCUUUACUACAUACUCAAGGCUAGUAGAACAUUUUAGAACUCAUACUGGAGAGAAACCGUAUAAAUGCAAGGAUUGUGGAAAAGCCUUUGCUAAGAGGUCAGGCCUUAUAACACAUAUAUCAACCCAUGCUUCAGAGAAGCCCUUUGCAUGUAAAGAGUGUGGGAAAGCCUUUGCUUCGUCUCCACGCCUUAGUCAGCAUGUGAGAAUUCACAGUGGAGAGAGACCCUACAUAUGUAAGGACUGUGGGAGAGCCUUUCUCACUUCCUCCUACCUACGGAACCAUAUAGGAAGAACUCACAGUGGAGAGAGACCCUAUCUGUGUGGAGAAUGUGGGAAAGCCUUUCAUUCUUACUCAAAUCUGCGUAGACAUGUGAGGACUCACAGUGGAGAGAGACCCUAUAUAUGCAAGGAAUGUGGGAAAGCCUUUCUCAAUUCCUCAUACCUACAUAACCAUGUAAGAAAAACUCACAGUGGAGAGAUGCCUCAUAUAUGUGGUGAAUGUGGGAAAGUCUUCCACGCUUCCUCAUACCUUCGUAGACACUUAAGAACUCACAGUGGAGAGAGACCAUGUAUAUGUAAGGAAUGUGGGAAAGCCUUCCUCAACUCCUCGUACUUACGCAAGCAUUUAACCAUUCAUACUGGAGACAAACCCUACGAGUGUAAAGAAUGUGGGAAAGCCUACCGUAGGUACAAUCUGCUGCAUGACCAUUUAAAAACUCAUACAGUAGAAAAGCCAUUUGAAUGUGAUGUAUGUGGAAAAUCCUUUCAGUAUUUUUCAUACCUUACUAAACACGUUCGUAUUCACACCGGAACAAAACCGUAUAAGUGUAAAUACUGUGGGAAAGAUUUCACUACUUCCUCAAGCCGAACUGAGCAUAUCCGAACUCACACUGGUGAGAGGCCCUAUGAGUGCACAGAAUGUGAGAAAACCUUUACUUCAUCCUCUAACCUCAUUCACCAUGUAAAAAUCCACACUAGAGAGAAACCUUUUGUUGAGAAUGUAGGGAAGCCUACAGCAGAUUUUACCUACUAACAGAACACUAAUAACUCAUGGUGAACAAAAUGACUUCAGAUAGGAGGAAUGCCAAAAAUCCUUAAUCCCUCAUGUCUUGACUACAUCAUAUUGGAGUUUACAAUAUUGAGAAACUAAUGUGGAACAGCCCCCAGUUAUGACAGUUUCCUUUGUAAACAUUAAAGAACCCCUAUUCAAGAUGCACUAUGAAUUAAGGAAAGAAAUAUUAAAGCCCUCACUAUUUUCUAGGAACUUACUGAAUAUGAGACUUCACAAUGAAGGGAAACACUGAUACAAGAUAUACAAAAGGUUGUAGUUCUGCUAAGUAUUUUUAAUUCAUUUGUUCCAAAAGUUAGAAAACUUUUUGAAGGUAAGAAAUGUUAGGAAGACACAUGAACUUAAUCCUCAGUGUUUAGUAAACAUAAUUCAUAUCCAAGAGAAAUCAACUAUCUGGAAAUGUUGUCCAUGUACCCCGAAAUGUGGUAUUGCUGGCAGCAGGAAGGCCUGUUGAAUGAUACUGUUUAUUUUGAACUUUUGAUAUCUGUCCUGAUAAUUCCUAGAGUGAUAUGUUUUCUUUCCUCUAAGCAAUGCCAUUUCAUCUUGGUUGUUAAAACUUCUGGAUAGCAAGCUGAUGACAUGAGGACUUUUGGAAUAUAAACAUUGUUUUUGUUUUUUUUUUUUGUUUUUUUUUUUGGUUUUUCGAGACAGGGUUUCUCUGUGGCUUUGGAGGCUGUCCUGGAACUAGCGCUUGUAGACCAGGCUGGCCUCGAACUCACAGAGAUCCGCCUGCCUCUGCCUCCCGAGUGCUGGGAUUAAAGGCGUGCGCCACCACCGCCCGGCAACAUUGUUUUAAUGUAGUAUAGAUAAGUUGAUUACCCUAUAAUAACUUACAGCAGCUAAGUUUCAUAGUACAGUUCUCAUGGUCUCCUUGUUCCUCUUUCACAACUUUUAGGUAAAAGGAAAUAUAAAUAAAUAAGCAAACAAACUAGCAAAGUCCUUUCCCCAAAACACAUUAAGCUGUGAAUCCCUAAAUAAAUCAGUCAUUGAUGAAGCCAGAGCCCUCAUGACCCAGAUAUCUCUCACAUUUUCCCCCCUACUACAGCCCUGGGGAUCAAGUCUUUGAUAUAUAAGCUUCAGGGUACAUUUCAGAUACAAGUCAUAAUACAGUCCCUCCUAGGUUUUGGUAAUUCCUCAAGAUUACAAACAAUGCAAAUGCUUGGGAGCAUAUGUUGUAUAGUCAUUUUAAAUUUAGGUUGUUUUCUAUGUGUGUGUGUCUUGGGAGUGGGAAAGGCAUAUGUGUCACAGUGCACAUAUGGACAUCAGAAGACAACUUGCCAGAGUCUGUUUGAUCCUUCUACCAUGUGGGUCCCAGAGAUAAAAUUGGCUUAUCAGGCAUGACUUGGCAAGCACCUUUUACUCACUCAGCCAUCUCACUGGUCCAUACUUUGCAGAUUCAAAACAACUGGGGGGCUGGAGAGAUGAUUAUGUGGUUAAUAAUACUUGCUGCUAUUUCAGAGGACCAGAGUUUAGUUCCCAGCACUCACAUAGAGAUGUUCAUAAAUGCCUGUAACUUUAGCCUUGGGAUCACACUCCUUCUUCUGGUCUCUGGAUACACAUGUGCAAAUGAACACACACAUAAAUUAUGAAGUCUUUUCAAAAAGAAAACCAACCCAGAGGUCAAACCCUAUUGUUUUCUGGGAACCUACCAAAACUGUGUGUUCCAGGUCCUAAAUCAAUCUAGAUGACAGCUGAAUAUAGAGAAUAUUCUUACUCAUUAGAAUUAUUCAGCAUUAUUGAUCUUAAAUCUUUUCCAGCCAUACUUUUCCUUCUUGACAGAAAAUUCAAUAAAUAUUGUGGCUAAUA